Messenger RNA from Choloepus didactylus (southern two-toed sloth), 6326 nucleotides. It is a transcript of the gene PLAGL1, whose product is annotated as PLAG1 like zinc finger 1. Lineage: Eukaryota; Metazoa; Chordata; Mammalia; Pilosa; Megalonychidae. Gene Ontology annotation, molecular function: DNA-binding transcription activator activity, RNA polymerase II-specific. The transcript has 2 exons. Bases 4352 to 5641 code for a protein of 429 amino acids. The record is from RefSeq and is a predicted model, not a curated record.
CAGGUGAUGCAGCAGCCCAGCCUUCGUGGAUUUCGGUAGAAGAUGCUGAGAAAUGGCUGUCUGGGACCUGGGGGGCAGCCUGCCGGGCCCAGCGGGAACUGGUGGACUGUCGUAAACUCUUCACGGCUUGGCUUUCAGAAAAACGUUGUUACAGAACCUUUUCUUUCUUUAACGUUAACCAGGUAAAAUGCAGUGAUUAAGGCACAAAACGCACAUCCGUGGAAUAGGGAACAUCAGGGCUCUGAAGAGUUGGACCAAAUCGGCUGCUCCGAAGGGGAUUUUCUCUCAUGCUUUCAGUGUCCGUUAACCUGCCUGAGCCUUGGACCCAUCAGAAAGUCGGAGUUAGAGUGCAGUCCGUGUCCCCAAAGGCCUCCCGCACAGGGUUUCAGAGAACUCACAGCAGCCCUGGUGAACCCUGUCCCCAGCUACGAGGUGCCGGCCUGGGUGAGGGGCUCGCCAGCCCGUCCGUCCCGUGAGCGUCUUCUCUGGGGCCCUGGCAGGUCGGACUCGCUAACAGGCUUCACCGCACACAGGAGGGAUAAGAACAGCAGGGGCGACGACUGGAGGUCGGCCUCUCCCCUCCUUCCUUCUCUGGCGUUUCUGACGGGUUUUAAUUUGAGGGGAGACCUACCUUCGGGGACCCGACACUGAGAGGAGCUCCUUCUGGAGCCUCCUUGGGCCGGGUCAGCCGUGAGCUCCCACCGGCUGCCCCUGCUUGGCCCGUUCACACUUCAUGAGCACGACAAGAAACAACCUCCUUUAAAAUCCGCCACCGCACGCUGAUAUAAACACAGCCCCUUAAAUUCGGCAGCCCCGGUUAGGAGGAGGUGAGCCCCAUGUGGAGUAGCACUUCCUUAUCUACAAGAAGUCCUGCCGUGAUGGAAAAAACGCUGGUGCACAUGUGGGAAGACUGAAAAUGGAAGUUGCAUUUCCUCUCAGAAAUGGGCCUUGGGUUGUGAGUCACGGGGACAAGGGAACCAAAAGCCAGGAGUUAGGGUUUAUUUCGAGUGUGCUGUAGAGCGUUUGUGUCCACCAGCUGACUGUCCCUUGGCACGGGGAUGUCCUGGGCCACACCUGCGCCUGCCGUCUGCAGACAGCCCCUGGGAAUGGGUCUUCUGCACCGCCUCAUAUGUGUCCCUCACUCUGUCCCCAAAAUAAUCGGCAGGAACAGAACAGAGCAGAUGGCACGGCCUUCGUUGGCAUUCCGGCAGAUCUGUAUCACUCGCUCAGUAUUUUUAGAACCAGGGGGACUGAAAAUCCUGCCCUGAGCCAUUUGGGGGGAAGACGCACCAUCUCUCCAGGGCGACACGUGUUGAAAUGUCACUGUAUUCAAGACUCGCAGGCGAUGGGGUCACCGGGACUGUCCGUCCGUUCUCUGGGAGGACUGUUGGGAGUUUGCCAGAAAAUACAGAAAAAGUAAUCAUGAGUCUUUUUAAAGAUGUGUCAAGAAGGUGCAGCAGGUUUCAACCAAAGAUUGGAAUCGGCAGCAGAUGGCCAGUGCCGAUCAAAUAUGGGCUGUGAGCCAUUGUAGGGAUCCACGUGGCUUAUUUUUAAAAAACUAGCUAAGCUUUAAUCCUCAGCCACAAAGAACUUACACUCUACCCUGUUAUUUUAACAGAAGUGUUUGAUUAUAUCAAGAUGGCAAUGCAGAUAGUUGUGUUCCAAGGUGCGUAUUUAUGGAAUUCGCAGUUAUGGUGACUGAAAUGCUGUAACUGUGAAUUUGUGCUCACCAUUAAAGACUUCCUGAAGAAAUUAACCUGCGUGCACCACCAUGUGAGUCAGUCCAACACUGGAGCACCGACAUUGCACUUGGCGUCGGGCUGUGCGUAUUUAACACGCAGGCCUAAAACUCAACAAGAAGGUCUCGGGGAAAGUCAUUCAUGAAGUAAGUGGGUAUAAAGGUGUUUGCGAGAUUUUACUUGUUUUGGGCCUUUGAGAGGAAGUUAGAUGGGGCAAGGAGUUGAAGGUGGCGGGAAGGUCUCACCUUCAAUAAAGCCGGGCCCCUCCCUCAGCUCACACCCGUCUGGAGGCUACGGCGAGGCCGGCACAGCUGCGGUGACGGGGGGGCCCUGGAUCUGGGGACGAAGUGGCUGCAAAGUUGCGUCGGGGAAGACAGCAUUCGGUGCCAAGGGUGGCCGGCUUCGUUACAGCUUCCCUCCCUUGGCACUCCUGUGUGUCGCCGAGUGAUCUGUCAAGAAACGAAGGGUGCAGCCUUUUCCCUGCUGCCUCCUGCGUCCCCUUCUGCGUGUGUGUGACUGUGGGCACCUGUCCUCCACGCUCCCGGCUCCGACCGUCCUCUGCAUGUGGAGAGAACGUGUCUUCCCCGUUGUGCCCUCGGCUGAGCUGGUGAGAACCACGUGCCAUGGCACGGCCUGUGGGUCCCACCUUGUAAGCCAGUGCUUCCAGACCCUGUGCACUUGUGUGGCGUUUGCGUAGGUUGCAGUGCACUUUUAGACCGGUUUUGCUUCAGAUGACUGUCACCAGCAGCACUUUGACAGAAAUUGGUGGGUCUCACUGGGACAGAAGCUGAAGCUCGGGGCACGGCCAGCCGGUGGAUGAGCUGGAGGCUGAACUAGGGUCUUCCCGUGUUCCUAAAGCCAGCGAUGGGUCUGCAUAAACCCCUCCCCGGUCCUGGGGAUCAGUCCCCCGCGGGGUCUGAGGGAAAGCCCGGCGUGUCCUGGGCUCCUGGCUAUGGCCAUCACCACAGGAAGCCUGGGAUGUUGCAGCCCCUCUCCUAAAGCGAGGCGUGGGGGUGACCUCACCGGGAGAGGCUGAAAGCCCUGUGCAGGGGGAUGGGUGGAAGCAGGUGGGAGUCAGCCCUCCCACCCCCCAGCCCCUGAAGUGACCACUGCCACAUCACGUGCAGCCACAAAUGGGAGGGGAGGGGAUGGCGACUUGGCGUCACGUGUCCCCGUCUGCAGCCGGCUGCGCAGGCUGUGACUCAGAGCAGUUUCCAGUGGGUGUGUUCACGACAAUGGACGUGAGCUGCAUGAGGACAGCAGCAAAGCUCGGCCACACAGGAUGGCGUCCCCAGAAGGAUGGACAUCUGAACACGGCCAGGUUGUGGGGGGGCCUCAAGGUAGUCUCCAGGUGUGCUCGGACCACGGGCAGGGGCUCAGGCCAAGCCAGGAGUCCCUCGGAGCCACCUGGCCUGGAGAAGCAGGGCCGAGUGUGGCACUGGCAUCCGCCAUCAGGUGGGAGGCUCAUGGCCGAGCUGCCGGCCGUGUCUCCUGCACACCCAUCAGGGUCAACACGGAGCCUUUAGGCCGGCUACGUCCACUUGGAAGGCUCCCAAGGAGGGUAGGAAGGCGGGAGGUGCCCCAUGCACCCCAGUGAACUCUGACUGGACCCUGGAGACACAUGAGAGGGGCGAAGAACCUCGAAAGCUCCCUGAACGUGUGCUGUAUGAUAGGCACGUGCACAGAGAUGCUCGAGCUUUCACCUCGGUAAAACCCCUGGCUACGGUCGCUUCCUGGGAUGGUUCCAAUCAGAAGGUAACUGAGAAGGCAAGUAAAAGGGAGCAUCUUAUAGACGCGCACCUCCGAGACCUGACAGUAAAGAGGGGCUGCAGGGAGCCCCUGUGCCGUGCCGUGCUGCCCAGUCCUCAGGCGCCCGACUAGCUGGCAGGGCCAGGGCAGGCUGGCUGGCGGAGAUGCUGCCCGCAGUGGGUGGCCUGCGGCAUGUGCCAGAGGCCCGUCUUCCCUGGACAUGCGGCUGUUCCCGUGCUGUCCUGGGCAGCUAGACCCCUUGCUGCUGUCUGCUGGAGAGUCCGGGCCAGGCCUGGCCAUGACGGGGUCCCAGGCAGGUGGUGUCGGGGCUGGGAGCCCAGCUCAUCGGAGCGAUCAGGGCCUGCCGUCUCCGUGGGGUUGUCCAUCCCCCCAAGGACCCCUCCCUGCAUCCUGUUGACCCCACAGCCCACCCCCUCAUCCUCGGGCGGCUCGUGCACGCUUGGGAAGGGCAAGUGGUGCCCAUGUGAGCAUACAUGUAAGCUUUUGGGUCUGGGUCCUUGCACUGGCCAAGCCUCCGCCAAGGGGUGACACUGAGCAGGAUCCCUGUGUGUGGGGGGUGCUCCCAGGCCAGCGGGCGGGUGGGGGGCCACCUGUGAUCGCUGACCAGCCCUGUCUCCCCUUCUCUCCGCAGGAGGCCGGUGCCCUGUGGCCCGGCGUCGUGAUGCCCGCACCCCUGCCGCCCUUGGAGCCUCGGCCAGGCCCCCACCCCAGAGCGUGGGCUGUGGAGGAGCAGGCAGCUCGCGGGCCCUGAGGGGCGUCGGGGGGAUGCGGCCCCUCACCCGGCCGCCCGCCCUGCCAGGGGCCCAGGCCCACCCGCCCGCCCACGAGUGAGCACCUCGCCCAUGGCCACCUUCCCCUGCCGGCUGUGCGGCCAGGCCUUCCUCACCCUGGAGAAGCUCACCGUGCACACCUACUCCCACGCCCGCGAGCGCCCCUACCAGUGCCUGCAGCCCGACUGCGGCAAGGCCUUCGUGUCCAGAUACAAGCUAAUGAGGCACAUGGCCACGCACUCGCCCCAGAAGUCGCACCAGUGCGCCCACUGCGAGAAAACCUUCAACCGCAAGGACCACCUCAAGAACCACCUGCAGACGCACGACCCCAACAAGAUGGCCUUCGGCUGCGCGCAGUGUGGGAAGAAGUACCACACGGCGCUGGGCUACAAGCGGCACCUGGCCCUGCACGCGGCCAGCGCCGGCGACCUCACCUGCGGUGUGUGCGCCCGCGAGCUGGGCACCCCCGAGGGGCUGCUGCACCACCUGAAGGCGCACGCCGAGGAGAAGGCGCGCGGCGGCGCCGCCAAGGAGAGGAAGCACCGGUGCGACCACUGCGAGCGUCGCUUCCACACCCGCAAGGAUGUGCGGCGCCACCUGGUUGUGCACACGGGCUGCAAGGACUUUCUGUGCCAGUUCUGCGCCCAGAGGUUCGGGCGCAAGGACCACCUGAUGCGGCACACCAAGAAGACGCACUCGCAGGAGCUUCUGCGCGAGGGGGCCCUGCAGGGCCCUCCCCUGGCCACCGGCCCCGCCGCCGGGCCCCUGCUGCCUCAGGGGGCCCCCGUCCCGCCCGGCCCGCUGCUGCCCGAGCCCCUGGCCCCCCAGCCGGCCCCGGGCCCCCCCCCACCAGCCUUCCAGAGCCCCAAGUACGAAGCCGGGUCUACCUCAUUCUCCCCCCUGGCCGGCCCGCCGCCCAAGGCGGAUGCUAAAGGGUUCGGCGCCAUUGGUUUGCUGGAGGAACUGCCUCUGCAGGAGGCUCCGCCGCCUCCCAAGCUCAUCCCGGGCUUUGAGUUGGCCAAGGGGGGUGCCGGCAAAGGGGCCGUGCCCAAGGAGCACCCCGUGGAUGCUGUGAACGUGAACGUGAACCUGCCCCUGCCCGCCACUCUGGACCUCUCGCCCCUCCUGGGCUUCUGGCAGCUGCCCCCACCCGCCGGCCCCGCUGCCUUCGGCGCCAGCGCCCUGCCCCUGGGGCCGGCCGAGCCCCUGCCGCACCGGCUGGGCUGUCUGGGGCAGCCGGAGCCGCCCCUGGCCUUGGGUGCCAUGGGCCUGGGUCAGCUCCCCCUGGCCCCCCUGCCCCCCGUGUUCCCCACAGGCCCAGGCCCGGCCAUCCUGCCUCAUUUCCACCACGCCUUCAGAUGACUCGGCCGGGGGAGCCCUCGCCCCGCGAGCUCGUCGGGCCCCCGGGGGGCUGCACUAUCGCUGCGUGCCUCCCAACGUCCCAGGGACGGCUGCUACACAGGUGCGGGUCACGGCGGGCUCAGUGCGGGCACGGAGGGGGCACUGCUGCGUCCAGUGACAGCAGCCUGUGCGGCACCUUCCGACCAGGCCAGCACUUCUGUUCAGGGAUUUCUCUACCUUCAGGGUUGGACGUAGCUUAGUUCUCACUCUUGCCAUAACCAACCUGUUGUCCUCUACAAACAACUUCUUGUGGAACAGUAGAUUUCUCCUUUUAAGAAAAGCAUUGUAAACUUAGUUUGAAUAUUUUCCACAAGAUGCUACAAUGUGAGUUAUCACUGACUUCAUUUAUCUUAAAGACUAAACUGUCAGUCUCAUCUGACAGAAAAAAAAAAAAAAAUAUAUAUAUAUAUAUCACUGUGUAACCAGGUUAAGUGAUAGAAUAAUCGCGGCGUCAGCCAAGGAAAGCAUUUUGCUGACUUUAAUAUUGAUUAUAUUUUUAACAGGAAUUUAAGAAAAUAUUACUGGAAUUUUAAAUAUAUAUAUAUAUUAAACAAGAAUUUUCUUUGCUCUAUCUGGCUUAUACUACUCUACUUAAGUUCCUCAAUAUUGUUUUUAAUCACCAAUAAAUAAAAGCAUUUUUAAUUCA